Molecule: messenger RNA, 1623 nt
Organism: Penicillium cataractarum
Lineage: Eukaryota; Fungi; Ascomycota; Eurotiomycetes; Eurotiales; Aspergillaceae
Product: flavin-containing monooxygenase
Exons: 1
Coding region: 1-1623 (540 amino acids)
Molecular function (GO): oxidoreductase activity
Source: RefSeq, a predicted model, not a curated record
AUGACUCGAGCCGGCCCUCAUAUCGAAACCGAUGCCAUUGUCAUUGGCGGCGGUUUUGGAGGAUGCAACUCCCUCUAUAAACUACGCAACCUCGGCCUCUCCGUCAAGCUGAUCGAAGCCGGCAGCGCCUUUGGAGGGGUUUGGCAUUGGAAUAGAUACCCGGGCGCGCGUGUCGACUCCGAGACACCAUCCUAUCAGUUCAAUAUCCCUGCCGUCUGGAAAGGAUGGAAUUUCUCAGAACGAUUCCCUGGGGAUGAUGAACUGCGCCGAUACUUCCAACAUGUGGACGAUGUGUUGGGUCUGAGCAAAGAUACGGUCUUCAGUACUAUCGUGACCAAGACGGAGUAUAAUCCUGUCUCGCGGCGAUGGACUUUGCAGACCGACACGGGUUUGACGGCUACGUGCAAGUAUGUCAUCGCUGCCACCGGCUCUUCGUACAAGAAGCAUUACCCGCAGUUCAAGGGUUUGGAGACGUACAAGGGGACACUCGUCCAUGCAGCGGACUAUCCAGACUCCUUGGAUGUGAAAGGCAAGCGAGUCGGGAUUGUCGGAAAUGGUGCCUCGGGCCUACAGAUCGUGCAGACCUUGGCCAAGGAAGAAUGCGAAUUGAAUGUCUUCAUUCGCACGCCCUGCUUCACCAUUCCCAUGCACCAGCGCUCCAUUACACUUGAAGAAGCUGAAAUGAUGAAAGGCUACUACGAGGGUAUCUUUGACCGCUGCUACAAAUCUGCAGCUGGAUUCCCCCACAAUACCCGCUAUCAAUCGGCUCAUCAGGCUACACCCGAAGAGCGCAAAGAGCUCUUUGACGAGCUCUGGGCUCGCGGUGGAUACAGCUUCUUGGUCUCGAAUUACUAUGAUUUCUUGCUUGAUGAGAAGACGAAUGGCUUUUUCUAUGACUACUGGGUUCAGAAAGUGCGCCAGCGCAUGACGAACACCGAGAAGAUGGAUCUUGUGGCUCCAUUGAAACAGCAUAUGUUUGUGGGAACAAAGAGACCGAGUCUGGAGCAGGAUUAUUAUGAGAUGAUUGAUCGUCCAAAUGUGACACUCCACAAUCUCAAAAAGGCGCCCAUCGUGGAAUUUCACGCCUCUGGAGUUGUGACCGGCAGGGGAGAUGACCUCCACCACCAUGACCUAGACGUGGUCAUCUUUGCGACUGGAUACGACGCUGUCACCGGCAGUCUUCUGGACCUGGGAGUCACGGACAAAAACCAGAAAUCUCUGACUGAAAAGUGGGAGAACGGCGUUCUCACUCAUCUCGGCCUGAUGGUCCCCGAUGUCCCAAACCUGUUCAUGGUGUAUGGCCCGCAGGCCCCAACUUCUCUCGCGAAUGGCCCGCCAUUCAUCGAGAUGGAGGUGGACUGGAUCUGCAAGGCUAUUGAGAAGAUGCAAAAUAAUGGCAUUGAAUCAAUCGAACCUACACAGCAAGCUGCCGAGCAAUGGCGCGAGCAGGUCUUCCAGGCUAGUCAGCGUACCCUGUACCCGAAGACGGACUCGUGGUAUAUGGGUGCGAAUAUUCCUGGGAAGAGACGGGAGCCGCUUGUUUGGCUUGGUGGGAUACCGAGUUGGUGGAAGUGUUGUACGGAUGCGUUGGAGGAGUGGAAUGGAUUUCAUACAUCGCCGUGA